GAGAAAGCAGCCGCCAUCGCACGCGUAGACUGUGCGUGAAUUCGAUGUCGAAUAAUCUAGUCAACAGUGAUAUUGAUCUAGAGAUAAUCUAUUCACACCGAACAGAAGUUUGCGAUUUAUUAAAAGGAAACUCUUUGGAAUCAAAUUUAAAAUCUAGUGCGAUCUCUUUGGAAUUGGAAUAUGUGGGUGUUACAACGUGAAGUGUGCUUGUUAUUUUGCAUUUGUGAGUGAUGUUUCGCAAUGUUUUCGAAUUUCAAACUGCCUUUGUUGAAGCAAAAGGCGAAGGAGGAACCAAUAUACUGCUACAGGAGCGUCAAAACGAAACCGCCGAAGACACCGACUCUGUCUCGGGCGAAGCGACAUCAAAGACGUCGGUCAGAGCCGGGUAUAGUACCAUCAAUAGUGGGAUUCACCAAAGACUCUGUGGCACAAGAAUCAGACCGGUUGGCACCUGGUGACAGGAUCUGCAGUGUCAACGGAAUAUCUACGGCCAGACUUACCAAUGACGAAGUACUACGGUUGCUGGAUAAUGUCGAGGAGAGAGCGUCACUGGAAGUCGAAUAUUACAUGCCUAACUAUGCAUCUCAAAAUUCCUUAUAUAUUACAACGAAGCUAGCAGAAGUUCCUGUGGAGAAGAUAAACGGUUCUUUGGGCAUCACCAUAAGAGGUGGUCUACCUGAGAAUUCCGCGCCAAGCGCAGAUUUGGUACUAAAUAGCAGAUCUUUAGAUGCACAACCAUUAGUAGUCACCCAUGUUAGACCUGGAGGAGCAGCAUAUAAUACUUCCAGAAUCAAACCAGGCGACAGGUUGCUAAAAGUGGAUCAUAUAUCAUUAACGAACAAAACAUUGUCAGAUGUUCAUCAAAUUCUCCAAAAUUGUCCUCAAAUAACAAGCCUUACCAUAGAAUACGAUGUGUCUAUAAUGGAAUCAGUCAAAUUAGCCACAGGACCUUUACUAAUAGAAAUAGAAAGACCCUGUAAUGAGGACCUGGGAUUGUUUUUGACCAAUCAAAGGUAUUCAGAUGAGGUGUAUAGCACGGGCUCUGACACUUAUCAGAGGGUUGGUACGAGUAACGCCAUCUAUAUAGACAGUAUACUACCCGCUAGCAUUAGUGACAGAUGUGGUGCUUUGCAUCCUGGCGACCAACUUCUGGCGUUCGACGAUCAUGUUAUCGAUGGCAAUAAUUACACGGCUGAAGAGGUCAUGUGCUAUUUAGAGAAUUGCGAGGGCGGCUUUACUAGACUUCAUGUAGCUCCAAGACACGUUAUUGGACACGGUGGUGGGAGAUUUACGAGAGAAAAUUCUAUAUCUGGUACCCUAAAUACUAAGAAACACCGACAAAGAAACUAUAGACAAAGUUCCAUGCCAAAACUAGGACUACAGGAUGAUUAUGACAACCAACAAAACUACAUGAGCCUAAGCGUGUGUCGGACGGAAUCAUUAAAUAUUCAAUUGGAAGUACCUCCUGGACAGAGCAGUGGGUUAGCGGUACACGAGGAGAAUGCGACACUUGUGAUCUCUCAUGUAGCUGCCCAAUCACCAGCUUACAGGUCUGGGUGUCUCCAAAUAAGAGAUAGGGUGAUGUCAAUCAAUGGACAUGAAAAUCUCACCGUUGAUGUUGCUAAUGAAAUCUUACAACGUAGAAAUGACUCGCACAAUGCCAAAUAUUUAACUUUGAAUGUCGAAUUCAGUAUGCCUAACACUAUAGAAGCAUCUAGUGGUGUGUUUAAUGUUAAAUUGGCCAAAACGACAGCCGGGUUAGGUGUUACAAUAACAGGAUGUAAGCAAAAGUUGUUGAGUAACGAAGAACCAAUGGUCAUAUCGGAUAUUAAACCUGGAUCUGUAGCUCACCGAAGUGGUGCACUGGCACCAGGAGACCAACUGCUAGCUAUCAAUGGCCAACCACUGCACAACCUUUCACUGGACACAGCUUUUAAUAUUUUGCAAAAUUCACCUGAAGACAUAAUAACACUUAAAAUUCGGAAACGUGAUUUAACAGAAGAUUGGUCAAACAUUCACAAGCAAAACGCUAAACUCACGUUACAGAGUUUUAGUAAUAUAGAAAUCAAAGCCGUAGUUCAUAGCGGUGAAGAUUCCGGUCACCAUACUGAUAGUCCAAAUAAUAGUGCAAAGGAAAGUGAAAGAAGUAAUGGUAGUAAUGAAAACGGCAAUACAGCUGUUUUUACAAUUGAACUAAUUAAACAAGAAAAUGGACCCUUAGGUCUCACAAUCGCUGGCAGCGAAGAUGUUAACCAGCCUAUUUUACUUAGUGGAUUAGUUGAAGGUGGCGUAGCAGAAAAAUGUGGAAAAUUAGCGAUAGGUGACGAAUUGCUGACAAUAAACGGUGAAAGUGUUCUAAACAAACCACUGUCAGAAGCUAUUAAACUUUUACAACAGAGUGGACAAAGGGUGCAACUGCAGCUCUGUAGAAAAAUGACAGGACCGCCGGAGAGUGCUGAAUGCAGUGCAAGAGAUUCGAGUCAUUCCACAUCUAGCCCUGGACUAUCCAACGACAGUGCAGUGGAAUCUUGGGAUCAGAAUACUCCAGUCAGAACUAGUGCAAAUUGUGCUACAUCAGACGUUAUAGAGUAUGCAGUACCAGACAAAACUCGGAUAGUUGACAAACAGCCGUACUCACCUACAGAUGAAGAUAAACUUCUGGCUUCCAACUACAAUUCAGCUGCACCUUACAGCGUUAAUGAUUUACCUUUACCUAACUAUUCUCUGAACAACUCUCUCAAAACUUUUCAUUAUGAAAACACAUGCAUCAUACCAGAGAGCACCAUCAAGAAUAAAAAUCUCACAAGAGAAGACGAUGUACAACAAAUUGAAAUAUUAACAACAAACAUGAAAGAUUGCCACAUACAUAAUAUGGAGAGAUCCUCUUGCAAAUGUGACUAUGUUCAUAUGGGUCCGUAUGGGAUAGUGUCACCGAAGAACAGACGCCAAAAUUGGGAUAGUGACUAUUUGAAUAACGGAAUAUACACGGUAACUACACCCCAAAAGUCGCCGCAUAAACCAAUCAUGCCAGGAACGAGUUUUCAGUUUUCAACAAGUCCCAUUUACGAAAAUGAUGUGCCAGGCUUAUACAACAGCGACACAAUUUCUCCAACACGAGGCUCCAUUCACCACGUCAUUUUAUACAAAGAUGCCAUAUAUGACGAUUAUGGAUUCUCAGUGUCAGACGGAUUAUACGAGAGAGGAGUUUAUAUAAACAGAAUUAGGAAAGGUGGUCCGGCGGAUAUAGUUGGUCUGCUCAGACCUUACGACAGAAUAUUGCAGGUGAGAGUCUGACGGAAACCAAUUAUCCGUUUUUUUUAAGUCUCGUUACUUUUUUAUUAAUGAAUUUUAUUGUAAGUAUAACAAAUAAAAUGCGGUCAAUGUUAUUAGAAUACUUCAGUUCAGUUCAGUUUUCUUUACUGAAUACUACCUACCAACACCAAUUUUAGUGGGAUUCAAUGAAUGAUAGUUAAUACUUAAUUUAUACUAUCAGAUUUCUAGCAGCAACUUUUCAGUUUCUUCAAUACAAAUGUCACCCCUAUUGCAACCCCUUGGGGGUAGAAUCGCUGCAGGAUCUGCAAAAAAUGCUUUUCGUCCUGCUGAAACUGCCAAAAUGCCUGAAGACCCAGGUAUUCAAACAAAGUGAAAAGUGGAACAUGGCAGUGAAACUGGCCCAUCGACUAAAUGUCACUCAGCGAGCUAUGGAAAGGUCUAUGCUCGGAGUUUCUCUAAAGGAUAAAAUCCGGAAUGAUGGCAUCCGACAGUAGACUAAAUUGAUGGAUGUUCAUUCAUCAGAAAAUAACUUAAAUUCAAUUUGAUUGAGACAUUAUUGUUUAUAUUUUGGUAAAUUCUUUUACUCAGGUCAAUGGAACCAGGACAGUUGACUACGAUUGCUGCUUGACGGUACCCCUUAUCGCCUCAGCGGGCGAUCGCUUAGAAAUCGUGGUUCAAAGGCUAGCCUCAUCCCGAGACCUCAAAAACCAAAGGUUAGUCGACUGUUCCAGCCCAAGUGACAGUAGUAUUGUAACCAAAACUAUCUAGUGUAUAACCCGACUUUAGUGAAACUAAACCAAAGACAUACAGCUAAAGUACUUAAAGACGUGUAUUGAAACCAUCAUUAGUCAAAAUAAUUAAUAGUAAUAAUAAAGUAGGUUUGAUGUUAAUAAAUGAAACGAAAAAUUCAUUUAUUGAAUUGUAUGUUUGCUUACUCUGAGCAAGCAAUAAAGUAUUAAAUACUAUUGAAAUUGUGUCCUAAUUACUUUCUACUAAUAAAAUUUAACUAUAAAAUUUAACCGAAAUUGUGAAACAUUAAAAUUGUAACAAUGUGAAAUACUUAAUGAAAAUGUAAUUUUAACAUUAUCAAUAAGACUUAGUAAAUGUUUAGGAUAAUUACGUUUAUAAUAACAUAUAAAUAAGGCACACUCGAAAAAUGUUUAUAAUAAAAUGUGCUAAAAAUGAGUGUUAUCUGUGUAUUUGUUAAUUAAGUCGUUGUUUUAGUGAACCCAAAUCGUGCCUACAUGUUUAAAUAGUUUCAGAAUUAGACAAAUUUAAUUUAUGGAGAUUUAAUCUGCCCUGUAUUAGCUAUGAGAUAUAUAAUGUUUAUUUUAUAAUACAAAUCCAAGUCAUAGUUGUUAUUGCAGUCAGCAUUACAUUUAUCAUCGCAUAGAUUUUUAAAUAGAUGUCGUCUCCAACUGUCAAGUUACAUAUGACGCAGACAACUGGUUAAAACAGCUGAUCAAUUGGACGGCUAGUUUUUGAAUUGAAUGUCGCUUUUAAGUUAUUACCUAUUUGUUUUGUAGUUAAACCAUCAUGACAUUAAAACUUAAAAUAAUAUAAAAUAGUAUCAACAGUCGUUAUAUUUCUUGGUUAUUCAGAGUUAUUUUUAUUCUAAAAGAUGACAACAUAAGUUAAUAGUGUUAUUAAUAAGUGAUAACCAAUAGACUUCCAUGUGAGAGAUUCAAGGAAACUAUAAUUUCAGUUCAGUCAACUGGCUGUUUUUAUUAGUUGAUUACGGCAUAUAGUGAAACGUGGAUAAAGUUGAUAAGGUCUUACUAAUAAGCAAUAUGUAAGCGUUGUUUAGUAAUUAUAGUGUUGUGUCUUUAUUAAUCAAACCAUAAGUCACAUUGGAGUGAAUUUUGAACAAAGUUUUGUUCAAACUUUAUUUACACGUAACACGUUGCUUAAUUCGUUCUACUCAUACAGUUACUUAAAGAACGGUUGUAAGUUUCUUAAAAGCAAGGAUAUUAGCGUUUAAUUAGAUAAAACUUUAGAUAAUUUCAUGGAAAUUACUCUAUUGUCAUGUUUAAAAUCGGUUUUUGGAGAUAGACUUUAUCAGUUAGACUGUGUGCCUUCGCUGUUUAGUGUUUUUAGAUACAAUAUUUAAUUGAAAAAAGUAUUUAUGUUGUAACUGAAUUACACUUUCUUAAAGAUUAAUUUAAUUAAAUAUAUAAAAUUUGAUUUUAAAAUCGGUAUCGGCAAAAUUUUCGCUCGGCAGCGUGCCAAAAUGUUUUCUGCUACCUCACCAAGUUAUUUUCACAAUCUUAUGAAUUUCUAAGUUACUAUUUGCAUUUCGCAUUCGUAAAGUAAUAUCUACUGCAAAAUGCAGUUUAGGAUAUUGAAACUUGAAAAUAUUGCACAUGUACUCUGUUACAUAAAAAUUCAAUGGCAAACAAAAGAAACAAAGGUUUAUAAAUUGAAUUAUAAUAAGCUGUAGUGUCGAUCUUAUAAUUAUACUGUAUAUAAAAAAUCAUUUCCAUCACAAUUUAUGUGAAUAAUAUAAAAAAAAAAUAACGAAAUGUACAUAAUAUAGUGAUUGUAGUAUUACUGUUGUUAAAUCAGACUGAUAGCAAGUUUAUAUAGUUUAGACAUUGUAUUAUAAUAGUUAAUAGGGAUAUUUUGAUCUUUAUCUCUCUGAGUCUUACAGUUGAUAGUCUCUUACCAAAGUUUAAUAAUAAGAUAUAAAAUGUGAAGCUAAACUAUUACUUAGAAAAGGAGGACUUCUUAAACGUACAUUUAAUUAUAGUGUUGUAAAGAUUUUUUAGAUAGAUAAUUUGAUCAAAACAUUGUAAAUUAUCCUUCUUAAUAUAUUUGUGGUUUUUAAAAAGUGUUGGUUGAUAAAGUAAGCCAUAUAUGACGUUUAUUCAUAAGUGCAGGUUACAAUGUCUUUUGUCUUUCCAAUAAUUUAGAUUUUGAUAGUAUUAGGGUUUUUUCCAAAUUCCAUUUAAAAUAUAUUCUUGAUGAACCCAUGACCUUUCGCAAUCCAAGCAAAAUCAUCAGAUCGAGUACCAUCUUAGUGUUUUUUAAGACAUUUUUUCAUUAAGCACGUUUUUCAGUGUAGUAUUGUGAUUGUAAAAUUGAUCAAAUAUAAUAAUUCCGUUUAAUGAUUAUUCUUAACAAUGAUCAUUCGAACAUACACAACUAAAAUAUUGGUUUCAGCAUUAGAAUUAAUGCAAUUAACAUACGUAUUAUUAUUUCUUCUAACUUAUUCAGAAAUUGAUAAUGUCAAGUUAACAUACGUUUAUUUGGACGACAUUAUGCUAAAAUUUUAUUGUAUUUUUUUUCAUUGUACCUGUACAUUAUUCGGCUUAUAUAUUUUUAAGAGACUGGUGUGUUGGUUUAGUAAAUUUAAUCAUAAUACAUUCGCCCGUAUUUAUAUGUAGAUAGUUAGUAAUUUUUUACAUUUUAUUUUUAUACCCUUAAAUUUUAAGAAUAAUUUAUAUUAUUGUCAAUUAAUGUGUAAUUAAUUGUGAAAUAGAGGAAAGCCUAGCUAACGCAAUCUGGUUAAUAAAAUGCGCGUGAAUGAAAUUUUAAAUUUUUUAUUAUACAAUAAUGUUAAGAAUCUACCUAUCCACGUUCCUAUCCCUAAAAUUAGGUCACCUCUGUGGUAGAGUAACUUGUGGUAGAGUUGAUAUAAUGGUUUCAAAAUUGAUUCCAAGUAUGAAUAGCUAGCGAGAUCAAUGUAAAAAGUCUUAAUUGGAAGUGGAACAACUUAUCCAGUCGCUUUAGAAUCGAAAUUCUAAGGAGCAGUUAUGCUUUCUGUGUUUAUUCUCGAGAUUAGCAUAAUACACUUGUAGUCCCACCACAGAUAACCUCCAAUAGAUACCACAUGAUGAUUUUUUUAUUAAAAAAUAAAGAUGCCAAUCUUAGCGGUAACUGCGGAUACGCUAUUGGCUAGUAGAAGGACACGUAUUCCGUAAUGAUGGGAACCAUAACGUAUUAAAGGCGUGUCGAUAUUUGAUCGAUAUUAAAUGUUACUAUUAGAUAUCAUAAAAAAAUAUAUAUAUUAUAUUUAUUUUUUUUAAUUCACAAUUUAUAUCACUGUUAACGAAUUGAUGGAUAAGACAUCCAACGGCAAGGUUUGUAUCAGUCGGUAAGAAUAAAUUUCAAAAAUCGAUUUUGUACAAAGAAAUACUUUUGAAUAAGUUGUAAUUACAAUAAGCGAACAUCAUCACAUUUUAGAUAUUCAAUACAAGCCAAAACGUGAAUUUAUAACCCCGAUAGAAAAAAAAACAGUUCCUCUAAAAAUAACAAUUUUUACAUUUCCUGUAGCACUGGUUUACCUUCUACACUUUCUAAUUUAAAGCUAUGA
Molecule: messenger RNA, 7588 nt
Organism: Diatraea saccharalis (sugarcane borer)
Lineage: Eukaryota; Metazoa; Arthropoda; Insecta; Lepidoptera; Crambidae
Source: the annotation of a GenBank genome assembly